CUUUCUCCACUCCAUGGCCACCCGUCUUUGGUUUGAGAACAACUGCGAAGUUGGCCUCUUUUCAAAACUCACUAAUGCCUACUGCUUAGUUGCUGUUGGAGCCUCUGAGAGCUUUUAUAGUGCUUUUGAGUCAGAGUUAGCUGAUGAUAUCCCUAUCGUUAAGACCUCUAUUGGAGGAACACGGAUCAUUGGGCGCCUAUGCGUUGGAAACAGGAACGGGCUUCUUGUGCCUCAUACAACUACUGACCAAGAGUUUCAACACUUGAGGAACAGUCUACCUGAUCAAGUUGUGGUCCAGAGAAUCGAGGCGCGUCUGUAUGCUCUUGGAGACUGCAUCGUCUGCAACGACCAUGUUGCUCUUGCUCACAUCGAUCUCGACGAGGAGACUGAGGAAAUAGUAUCGGACGUUCUCGGUGUCGAAGUUUUCCGUCAGACGAUUGCAUGCAACAUUCUUGUAGGCUGUUACUGCGCCUUGUCCAACAGAGGUGGCAUCGUCCAUGCUUACACCUCGGAGAAAGAGUUGGACGAGCUCUCGGCGCUGCUUCGAGUCCCGCUCGUUGCGGGGACUGUGAACCGUGGUAGUGAAGUUAUAGCUGGUGGAAUGACCGUCAAUGACUGGACUGCUUUCUGUGGCUCAGCCACAACUGAAACAGAGCUCUCUGUUAUAGACAGCGUCUUCGAGCUAAGUGAAGCUUGUGAUAUAAACAAGGUCUCAACAUCGGAAUGGGAUUUGCUUGUGACCAAGUCAGAAGUCCCGGUGUUGGUUAUGUUCAUACAAGAUGGGCUCCCCUCAUGUCGAUACGUGAGGCAUGUAAUGGACGAAUUCGACUCGAAAUACACUGGUCGGUUCAAAUUCUACACACUCAACGUUCAUGAAGAGAGAGGCAUCGCAAUACGCUACGACAUAUUCAAUGUCCCGGCUAGUAUUGUCUUCAAAGGCGGAGACGAGGUGGCUAGAGUAUAUGGAUUCCAUCUUUAUGAAUUAGAAAGACUAGUGAAGCAGUACGAUUACUUGGUCUAUGCAUCCAAGCUUAAGGGUAACUUAGCAAAAGAAAAUAAUUUGCUAAUCAAGACAAUAAAUCACCAGAAAAUCAAAGCAGAACUGAUAAAUUCAUUUGCAUAUGUAGGCAUGUGUGUUUUGGUAUUCAGCUCUGUUCUUUACUUUUCUUUUCUUUUUGUUCUCGGAUACUCUGAGUAACCGCAAGUA
Brassica oleracea var. oleracea is the source of this 1207-nucleotide messenger RNA. Its product is annotated as eukaryotic translation initiation factor 6-2-like. Gene Ontology annotation, biological process: assembly of large subunit precursor of preribosome; maturation of LSU-rRNA; maturation of 5.8S rRNA. Gene Ontology annotation, molecular function: ribosomal large subunit binding. The transcript has a single exon. NCBI's taxonomy places the organism in Eukaryota, Viridiplantae, Streptophyta, Magnoliopsida, Brassicales, Brassicaceae. Gene Ontology annotation, cellular component: cytosol; preribosome, large subunit precursor; nucleolus. The coding region runs from base 14 to 1198 and encodes 394 amino acids. The record is from RefSeq and is a predicted model, not a curated record.